This is a messenger RNA of Oryzias latipes (Japanese medaka), 3184 nucleotides long. Lineage: Eukaryota; Metazoa; Chordata; Actinopteri; Beloniformes; Adrianichthyidae. The record is from RefSeq and is a predicted model, not a curated record.
GAUUAAGCAAUCCACGGGAACCAGAUUAAUGUACGCAUUGUAUUUCCUGUUGGUCACUUUCAUCUGUGCUGCCAUGAUGUCCCCCACUGUGGAAGAGGAGCUGAGGAAAAAGGGUCUUUGGCUCUAAGAGAAAUGAUUCGUCACCUGACUGGAUGACUGGAUGUGUGAGGAACGCUUGAGCUUUCAGUCACAUCCAGGGGGAGUUUUGUUUUCUGUUUUUAAACCCCAUUAUCUGUGUUGUCCCUUCAGAUUAAAUACAUAUAUAUUCAUAGUAAAUAUCAUGGCAAAGGGAAUUCUGAUAUUUGCCUCUUUUCUUUUACAUUUCCUCUGCCUUUCUGACAAAAGGGGAUUCAACUAAUUCAUCUGUGCACUUUGUUUUCAUGUCAGUUAGUUCAAAGAGCCCUCCAACAGGCUGCAGAGGAUGAAGGAUGAAAGCGGGCUUCGUGCAGAAAGAGAUCGUUUAAUUGCAGCUUGUUCUCUCUUUCUGCCGACUUGAAGGCUUAAUAGUGAACAGCGACCAUUGAGUCCUCUCACCGAGGCCACGCAGCUCUCAAGAACAAACCCACCUCUGUUUCUGCACCGGAGCAAAGAUACCGUUCUUCAGCGAGCUUUGUGUGAAGAUGAAAGCGGGGGAGAACUGCAGCACUCUUGUUGGAUUCUCAGCUGUUUACAAGAUGUGCUUUGGAAUGGCUUGCUUCUUCCUUUUUUUCUGUAUCCUCACCAUACGAGUCAGAAACAGCACAGGCUGGAGGUCAGCCAUUCAUAACGGAUUUUGGUUAUUGAAGUUUGCUUUGUUGGUGGGUUGCUGCGCUGCGGCAUUCUUCCUGCCAGACGAGGACAACUUUUUGAAAGUGUGGCGCUGUAUUGGGGCUACAGGUGGGGUCUUCUUCCUGUUUAUCCAGCUCUUGAUGUUGGUGGAGUUUGCUCACAGGUGGAACACAAAUUGGAGUUCAGGGGUUGAGUACAAUCGUCUUUGGUACGCAGCUUUGGCGUUUGUGACUCUGGUUCUCUUCACCAUUGCCGUGGGAGCAUUGGCCUUCAUGGGGAUGUACUACACUCACCCGGAGGCCUGUUUGUAUAACAAGAUCUUCCUCGGAAUCAACGGCAGCCUCUGCCUUGUUGUGUCCAUGUUGGCCAUCUCUCCCUUCAUACAGAAAUUGCAGCCCAAGUCUGGCCUUCUUCAACCAGCGGUCAUCAGUGUUUACGUUAUGUACCUCACCUUCUCAGCUUUCUCCAGCAAACCCAAAGAAGUGGUGGAAAUUGACGGCGGAAACACAACCGUAUGCGUGUUCCCCUUCAACACUGGGUCAGAGAGUGACAAGAAAAUCGUCACUGUUGUGGGAGGCUUCUUCCUAGUUGGCUGCAUCAUAUACUCUUGUCUGACCUCCACUACCAGGAGAAGCUCUGCAGCGCUCAGAGUGUAUCGGAACUCCGAGCCGGAGGCAGAGAGAGCUCGCUGUUUCUUCUGCUGUGGAGAUGACACAGAGGACUACGAUGAGGAGAAAACUGGUUCAGGCCAGGAUGUGAUCUACGAUGAGAAGGAGACAACCAUCUAUAAUUAUUCCUACUUCCACUUUGUCUUCUUCCUGGGCUCUCUUUAUGUCAUGAUGGCUGUCACCAACUGGUUUCACUACGAUGGUCACAGGAUCGAGAAGCUGUUGGAUGGGAGCUGGUCGGUCUUCUGGCUCAAAAUGGCCUCCUGUUGGGUCUGCCUCUUCCUGUAUUUGAUGACUCUAAUUGCUCCUCUGAUGUGCCCAAAGCGGUUUGAAGCCUAGAUCGUACGUCACCGCUCAAAUGUGAAGCAGCUCUGAUCUGUAGGAUGUUAUCAAGCUCAGCUCUCUUGCUGGGACAAGGGACCAAUCCCCAGCUUUCACUAUGGAGGAUUAUCUGUUGCCUUUUUAUUAAAUAUAGAAGUGUCUUUGUUUUACAAUGUUGAGCUGUUACUACCUUUGUGGUCAUUUUUUCAGUCUUUUUCUAUAACUGACUGAAGGUUUAUAUGAAAAAUGUAAUGUUGAGAUUCGUCGCUUUAGAAAAACUUUCAAUCUAAGUAGAUUCCCGGAAUAUGUCACACUGAAAAAUGAGCUCAUUGUCAUCUGUCCGUUUUUGCUUUCCAAGCUCUGUCAGAUAUUUCAGUUCUGUGAAAUUGUAGUAGCAAAGUUUUGAAGCAAAUUUAUUUCCAGAACAAGUUAUUUAUUUAAGUUGGAGUUUACAAGAUAAAAAUACAUUUAAUUUGAUUUGGCCGUAAUUAUUGAUUUCUCAGGCUAACAUUGAAGCUGUAAAUGUUUGUGUUUUGUUCUAUUGUUCCUUUUGUAGAAUAUUUCUAUGCAACAGAUCAAACUCUUCUCCAUCUGGGACACUUGGUGUUGUUGCGUUUUCAUAGACAAUUUUUGAUCAUGUCAGUGUUCUUUUAAAGCUGGUAUUUCAAAGAAAAACCCAUAAUUUAUGCAUUUCCAGUCAUCAUUGUGCAGGGAAAGCCUUUCAUUUCGCGUGCUUUAUGGUGAAAAAAUAAUGUGGCGUUUCACUUUUCUAAAGGGAGCUGCAGUGUGGAUCAUUUGCCAAAGGUAAACAAUUCUCAUGUUUUGGUCUGUUACAAUAAAAAAAAAUAAUGUUGUCAUGCAGAUGUACUGUGAUAAAGGCUGUGGAACUUCUUUUUUUACAUACGUCUACAUUUAAUGAAUAAGAUAAGGUAGCAAGACUUUAGAAUCAAGUUAUACAACACUGGAUGUUGAGUUUAAUGGCUAAUUAAGACCCCCACCAUGUAAUCUCUGUGUGGGGGUGUUUAGAAAUGUGAUAACCUGCAAAAACCAGAUCAAAUUGUUUCAGUCAGUAAGUUUUUUGUACUUUUUUCCAAAUUUUAUGCUUAAAAAUACCUUUGUAUGUACAUUUUGGCUACUGUGCAUCAAUCUGUGGACUUUGUAACUAGAAUUUUUGCAUGGCAUAACUGCAAAUCUGCCUUUUUUCGGAAAACAUCUUGCAUUUUAGUUGUAUUAAAAAGAGUAAAAAUGUGGUGCUCAAAGUUUUGAUGCUGCAGAAAAAUGUAAAGAAAUGGGUGAAAUCGGAGAAAGCUAGAAACUACGAUGACACAGAGAAACGCAUCGUAAUUUUAUUUAAAUAAAAAAAACAAUGUGUCAUUCCUUUAAUGUUUUUUUCUCAUCCUUUCAAUAAAGCAUAUGUGGAAUGCCAA